Molecule: messenger RNA, 1740 nt
Organism: Chaetura pelagica (chimney swift)
Lineage: Eukaryota; Metazoa; Chordata; Aves; Apodiformes; Apodidae
Gene: NUAK1
Product: NUAK family, SNF1-like kinase, 1
Exons: 6
Coding region: 43-1740 (565 amino acids)
Biological process (GO): protein phosphorylation; intracellular signal transduction; microtubule cytoskeleton organization
Cellular component (GO): cytoplasm
Molecular function (GO): tau-protein kinase activity; ATP binding; protein serine/threonine kinase activity
Source: RefSeq, a predicted model, not a curated record
AUAAAAUCCAUUCGUAAGGACAAAAUUAAGGAUGAACAAGAUAUGGUUCACAUCAGACGGGAGAUUGAGAUCAUGUCAUCCCUCAGCCACCCUCAUAUCAUCACCAUAUAUGAAGUGUUUGAAAAUAAAGAUAAGAUUGUGAUCAUCAUGGAGUAUGCGAGUAAAGGAGAGCUGUAUGAUUACAUCAGUGAGAGGCGGCGACUGAGCGAAAGGGAGACCAGACACUUCUUUCGGCAAAUAGUCUCUGCCGUGCAUUACUGCCACAAGAAUGGUGUUGUCCACAGGGACCUAAAAUUGGAAAACAUCCUUCUUGAUGACAAUUUUAAUAUUAAGAUUGCUGAUUUUGGACUCUCCAACCUUUAUCACAAGGACAAGUUUCUGCAGACCUUUUGUGGAAGCCCACUGUAUGCUUCCCCUGAAAUAGUUAAUGGACGACCUUACAGAGGCCCAGAGGUUGACAGCUGGGCACUUGGUGUAUUGCUUUACACUCUGGUUUAUGGAACAAUGCCCUUUGAUGGCUUUGAUCACAAAAAUCUCAUCAGGCAGAUCAGCAGUGGAGAAUAUCGGGAGCCAACACAGACCUCAGAUGCUCGUGGACUUAUCAGAUGGAUGCUGAUGGUGAACCCUGAACGCCGAGCAACCAUUGAAGACAUUGCCAACCACUGGUGGGUUAAUUGGGGCUACAAGAGUAGUGUUUGUGACUGUGAUGCCAUGAGGGACUCCGAGUCCCCAUUGCUGGCAAGGUUUAUUGAUUGGCAUCACCGAUCUACUGGCCUCCAACCAGAGACCGAUACCAAAGUGAAGUGCCUUUCUAAGCCCAAAGGUCCUGAAGUUACACUAGAGAGACAAAGAUCUCUGAAAAAGUCUAAAAAGGAAAAUGAUAUUGCACAGUCCAUCCAGGAGGGAGGAGCUGAAAAUGCGUCCAAACCCACCUCCAAGAGACCCAAAGGCAUCCUAAAGAAAAGGAGCAACAGUGAACAUCGAUCUCACAGUGCAGGUUUUAUUGAAGGAGUGGUCAGCCCAGUGUUACCUUCUGCAUUUAAGCUGGAGCAAGAGUUGUGUAGGACUGGAGUAGCCAUCAAAAGUGUUGUGGAGGCAGAGGUAGUGGGCAAAUAUGGCACUAAGCAGUCUUCACUAAUGCCAAAAAAAGGAAUCUUGAAGAAGACUCAGCAAAGGGAAUCCGGCUAUUACUCCUCUCCAGAACGAAGCGAAUCUUCUGAACUCUUGGACAAUAACGAUGAGACUGUAAACAGUGACGUUUCUCUGGGGGUCACAGAGCCAUCCAGAAAUGGGUCUUACACCCAUUCCUGCAGGCGUAAGGGCAUCUUGAAGCAUAACAGCAAAUAUUCUACCAGCAGCACUGAAUCCACUUUGAUUAGCCCCGACACACCAACGCUGGAGGCCAUGGAAGAAGUGGUCCUGCCUGGAGAUGCAUUACCUCGAAGUUACAGUCGCCCUUCCAGCGUCAUUAGUGAUGACAGUAUUUUGUCCAGUGACUCCUUUGAUUUACUGGAUUUGCAAGAGAACAGGCCAAACAGACAGAGGAUACGGAGCUGUGUCUCUGCUGAAAACUUCCUCCAGAUCCAAGACUUUGAAGGACUUCAGAACCGCUCACGGCCACAGUAUCUAAAGCGUUAUCGCAACCGCCUAGGGGACAGCAGUUUUUCCCUACUUACAGACAUGGAUGAUGUGACUCAGGUCUACAAGAAAGCCCUAGAGAUCUGCAACAAGCUCAACUAG